AUGCUCCAAAGCUUAUCUCACUUUUCGUCGUCCUCAAAGCAACAAAUCGUUGCAAAAACCACAGAAGGUCGCCCUCAUAAAACAAAAAGAUUGGUCCUGUCACCACAGCAGCAUUUUCACCCAGUCCGGACGGUCAACGGCUACUGGCAUCCCCAACUCCCGCGGUCUCCCUAUCCACAACCUGCCAUGAUGCCAUACUACGGUCCUCCGCCACAACAGCAGUACCGUCCGAUCCAGCAGCCAGACAAUCAACAGCCCGGUCGUCCUCAUGAGCAGUUGUACUCUCCAGUCAAGACUACUACUACUACAGCAGAUGCGAACAAUGACGAUGAUAUAGUUUUUUUUUUGUUGCCCAUGGACUACCGUCCCUGUCCCCGCACGGUCAUUAUUGUUGGCAACCAUAACAAUAAUAAUACGCAGGACCAUCAUGCCGGCAAUGUUCGUUUUCAACAGCUUGUCCAGAGAGAACUGGGCGCUUAUCGUGCUGCGGAAACCGAAAACAAGACCACUGUCAUUCGGCGUGUCUUGACAGAACUCCAGUACGCAUUCGUCCAGCAAGACGUGGCCACAUGCCGCUGGUAUCGCGUUCCAGACGCCGCACAGCGAGAUCUUGUGGAACGGGUCUUUCAGAAUGCAAUCAAGGACAACAGAACAGCAGCACUCUACAUCAGUCGUAGUUCACGGAACAGGAACUGGUUGCGUCAAGAACAGGAACACAGAAACGGAACGCGGCGGUGGCGAUGA
Molecule: messenger RNA, 744 nt
Organism: Seminavis robusta
Lineage: Eukaryota; Bacillariophyta; Bacillariophyceae; Naviculales; Naviculaceae
Source: the annotation of a GenBank genome assembly